AAAAAAGAAAAACAAUUAUUUUGGUAAUAAUUAUUACACGCAAAAUGAAACGAUUGGCGAACGAAGACCUCCGCCGCCUUCAGCUACCAUUUGAUUUUGGAUUCCUUUCUGCAAAACUCUUUGUUAAGUUAUAGGCUGAAGACUAUAACUCUGCAAAAUUGAAUCAAAACGCAAGAGGGAGAUAGUGAAGCAAGAACCAUGGACGGUGUAGAUAAGGAAAGGAAGAGGAGGAGUUUCAAGGAAUGGCUGGGAUUUAAGGUCAUGGGAUGUUGUGGGUCUAACUGGGGUUUCGGGUCAACGACCUUGAGUCUCAGGGACGAAGAUGAAGUUGAAAUAGAACAAGUACCAGCAACGAAUUCGGAUCCAGGGGUUACAUCGCGGUUGGUGGAGGCGAACGGCGGAGACAGGGCGGAAGAAAAAGAGAAAGGGACAAGCGUGGAACCGGGGAGUGAUUCGAUAUGCUGCGUUUGCAUGGAGAGGAAGAAAGGGGCGGCGUUGAUCCCGUGUGGACACAUUUUUUGCAGGGUGUGUUCGAGGUUGCUGUGGGUGAAUCGAGGGUCCUGUCCCCUCUGCAACCGUUCGAUCCUCGAUAUUCUUGACAUUUCUCCUUGCAGCCGUUCGAUCCGCCAGAUUCUUGACAUUUUCUAAUACGUCUUCUCUCUUUUUGACGUUUGUUAAUGGCCGAUCAAUACAGAACAUGUCGACGAAGAUGGUGCUUCGAGAUCGUAGGAUAAUGGAGAACGAGGACAGGAACCCGAAUGAGCAUAAUAAAAUCAAAAUCAGAUUAGGAUUAUGUUCAAUUGGGCCAGGCCUUGCUGUAAUUUGUGUGAAGGGCAUAUUCAAUUGUGAGAA
Molecule: messenger RNA, 852 nt
Organism: Hibiscus syriacus
Lineage: Eukaryota; Viridiplantae; Streptophyta; Magnoliopsida; Malvales; Malvaceae
Product: E3 ubiquitin-protein ligase RNF26-like
Exons: 2
Coding region: 199-648 (149 amino acids)
Source: RefSeq, a predicted model, not a curated record